UAGAGGGGAGGCUGAGCUUCCUGAAUUGCAGGUUUUCCAAAAAAGCUUAAUCCGGAUGGUUACAUUAACGAGCAGUUUUUUGGUUUUGUUGGGGUGUGUGAAUGGGAGGGGUGCAUGCAUGUUGGCCAUCCCUUAAGGCGGAUUGACUAGUCUGGAGCACUCAUUUUAAGAAGGAUGAAUUGAAAAACUGGAUUUUCUCCUCUCCCCCCGGUCCUUUUUAAAAAAAUUACUGCAUACUGUUAGGAUGAAUCCACUUUAGAUAUUCCCGAAUAAGAGAACCGAGGUACAUUUGCUGGUUUGGAUUUAAUCCACGCCUUUUCGUCGUUUUGACAUUGAGAGUGGAGGAGGAGGGCGGAGAAACUCCUUGGAAGCUGCAGGAACAGGAGCGCGGAGAAAGAGGAGCAGCCUCGGCGGGGGAACGAACUUCGAAGCGGAGGAUCAAAGAGUGCAAAGGAAGAUGGGGGCUCUUGCUUCUUUAAUAACAGAGGGGAAGUGCAAGUCAGAAGUUUGGUAGUGCCCUCAGUGCAGCACAGAGCCAACCGCAUCUUUCAUUGAACAUCCACAAAGGCCUGCCUGCUUAGAUUUGGAGGAUGUGGUGGGGUAUGCUGCAAAGAAAGGAGUAAGAGGUGCCGAAUCCCAAUCUAUGAACUUUCGACUGGGUUUUAUACUAGCAGGAGAAUCACAGCAACAUGGCUUCGUUGGACUUUCCUCAUGUGGUGAUAAAACUAGAAGAAGAGGAGAUACCCUGGCUGCCAAAUAACCAGGGAUCAGAGGAAAGUGAGACUUUCCCUGGUACCUGUGCAGCAGGAUUUGCUGUUCCCAAAUCUGAGGUGGUCCAUGCGAGAGAUCCUUGGAUUCCGGAGCCUGUUUCAGAGGAAAGGGACUACGGCUCAGAGCUUCCCGAUGUGAUUGUAAAGCUGGAGGAAGAAGAGGAGCCGUGUGUUCCAUAUCGCCUAGGAUCAGAGGGAAGCAAAAUAUUCCACAGGGCCCAAUCAGGAGAUGGCCAUAAAAGAAUCCACGUGGGAGAAACUCCAUAUUACUCAGGCUUUGGGAAAAGCAUCAGUGUUAACCCGGAUCUUAUCAAACAAGAAACGCAGAAUGCAGCAGAGAAACCACACAAAUGCUCACGCUGUGCAAAAAGCUUCAUGAAACGAUCCAACCUUCGCACCCAUGAGAGGAUCCAUACAGGAGAAAAGCCGUUCCGGUGCUCCGAGUGUGGAAACAGCUUCAGCGACGGGUCCAGCUUGAUUAGGCAUAAGAGAAAACACACUGGGGAAAAACCCUACAGCUGUUCGCAGUGUGGGAAAAGGUUCAACCAGAGUUCCAGUCUCAUCAGGCACGAGAGAAGCCACACGGAACAGAGACCUUACAAAUGCUUGGAAUGCGGCAAGAGGUUCAACCAAAGUUCGACCCUGGUUCGGCACCAGAGAAUCCACCGAGAACAGAGACCAUACAAAUGCUCAGACUGUGGCAAAAGAUUCAUUCAGAGCUCCAGCCUCCUUGCACAUGAGAGAAUUCACUUAGGGCAGAAACCUUACGGUUGCGCCGUCUGUGGCAAGGGCUUUGUCCAAAGAUCCAACCUUCUUAUCCACGAGAUGAAGCACACCGGUCUGAAACCGUUCAAGUGCACCGACUGUGGAAAAGGAUUCAAUCAGAAUUCCAGCCUCGUCAUACACAGGAGAAUCCACACAGGAGAAAAACCCUACAACUGUUCCCAUUGUGGACGACGGUUCAGCGACAAAUCGAGCCUGAACAAACAUGAGAGGGCUCACAGAGGAGACAAACCGUACAAGUGCUCAACCUGUGGGAAAAGCUUUGUGCGGAGGUCUCAUCUUCUCACCCAUGAAAGGAUUCACACGGGAGUGAAACCUUUCAAGUGCUCAGACUGCGGGAAGAGCUUUAGUAGCCGAUCGCACCUCAUAAGGCACGAGGGAACCCACACUGGAGAAAAACCAUACGAUUGCUCUUUUUGUGGGAAGAGUUUCAACAGAAAAUCCAACCUGACAAACCACGAGAGGACCCACACAGGAGAGAAGCCAUUCAAGUGCACAGACUGUGGGAAAAGCUUUAGCGAUCGGUCGAGCUUGAUCAAACAUGAGAGGAUCCACACAGGUGAGAAACCAUAUAGCUGCUCGGCCUGUGAGAAAAGCUUCAGCGACAAAUCAAGCCUCAUCCGCCACGAAAGAAUCCACACAGAAGAGAAGCCAUAUAAAUGUUCAGACUGCGGGAAAGGGUUUAAUCAGAGCUCCAGCCUCAUCGUCCAUGAGAGAACCCACACGGGGGAGAAGCCAUUUAAAUGCUCAGAUUGCGGGAAAGGCUUCAUUAGGAGAACGAUUCUAAACAAGCAUGAGAGAACUCACGUAGGAGAAAAACAGUAAAGACAGAUUGUGGGUGAACAGCCCGAUGUGGCGAUGGAACAUAGCCUGUUUGAUAUAAGUGUGUUCUUGCAUGACACAGGAACUAGUGUAUGAUGUUGGCUCACAGCUGAAGUGAACAAGACAUUGGAAGUCCUUGAUGAAUCUCUCUUAAUUUUUCACUCAGUGGCAGCUGUGGAGGCUGAUAUGGAUUGGUACCAGCAAAAGGGUGUUAAUCUUCUUUCCCCCUGCAUCCCCCAACUCCCCGCCACCAUUCCCCUGCUAAUUUCUUGAUAUAACACAACCUGGUGUAGUGGUUAAGAGCAGCAGGACUCUAAUCUGGAGAGCUGGGUUUGAUUCCUCUCUCCUCCACUUGAAGGCAGCUGGGUCAGUCACAGCUCUCUCAGAGCUCUCUCAGCCCCAUCUACCUCACAGGGUUGAGUGUUGUGAGGAUAAUAAUAGCACACUUUGUAAACUGCUCUGAUUGGGCUUUAGGGUGUCCUGAAGGGUGGUAUAUAAAUCACGUUAUUAUUAUUUAUUCUGGGGAUACUAUUUGCCCCAGCAUGGAAAAUUUACAUUUUUCCCUUUGGGGGGUGGGAUAAAGAGGAUCUCUGGCAGGAGCCAAUUCCUAUCUGGAAACUGUGGUAUUUAGUUCAUUUUUAAAUGCAUAUAUGUUUUUCCUUCCUCCAUUUUCUUGCACUAGCUGUGGGAUGUGGGUUAGUUGAAAUGGAAAUCUUUACUAAAUGAGUCCUUUACACCUCCGUGCCCAUCAUGGCAGUAAAUAUCAGGGGGCUCCCCACAGCCGAUAUUUAGCAAAUUUUAAUGAGAGAUCCAAUCAAGUGACCUUCUAAAUCUCCUCCAGUUUGGCUCUUAAGAGAUUGUGAUCCAGUUCACAUAGCAACUUUGCUUUGAUUUAGGAGGGCUUAGGCAAGCUAUUCUGUUUUAGCCAUAUCCCGUGUCCCUCGAUGGGAUGUGACUGUGUGGGCUCGCCAUCCCGUGUAGUGCUAAGCUUACCUCAUUGAAAUCUGCUGGCUAAUAUGACUUAGAAUAUGACUAAGAAACUGGUGUAAUCCAACAGUUUAGAAGUUUGACAAGAAUAGCUUUGACUAAGUGGAUGGUUCUUUAAGGGGAGGGGCUGGGAAAGUUGCAUUAUUGGGGUGGGAGAUGAACUUUCUGAUUUUAAAAAAGUGGGUUUAUGACACUACAAAAUAACAAUAUUUGAUUGAUGUAGAUAAAAGAGGGCAUGAGAGUGUAUUUUUUCAUAAAAUGACAAGUAUCUGGAAGAAGACUAAUACAUGGAUUGUGGCAGGCUUAAACAUACAUUGCUUGGAGGGUAGCACUAAUAUCUUUCUACAUAGGGAGAUGUUACCCAUAGAAAAGGAAUGUACAAAAAUGGCUUCCCAACUUGUCUGCACAGUGCAACCCAGAGAUAUGUUCAUAGUUCAUGCUAUACAUACUUUGUACCCUGAGUCUUUUACCCACCUCACACUGAUGAUCUUUGCCCAGGAAAUUCCACGGAAAUUCUGAAGGGGGGUGUUAAUUCUUGUUUUUGAAAAGAUUUGAUUAUCUAUUCUAAUAAAUUAUCUCUGUAUGCUGUCUUUUUUGCUGAACCUGGAAGCAGACUCCAAAGAACUUGGCAACGUUAAUUAACUUACUGAAUUUGCUGCCAUUAGUGUUUUACCUACAAUAAUCAGUGAUAGUUUUUGUAGUGUAUACAGUUGGGAAUAGCUAAAAUACAUUCUCCACCUCUACAGGCAGUGUUCCUUUGAAUCCCAGUUAACUUGGGAACAAACAGAAGAGGAGGGCUGUUGGCUUUAUGACCUGCUUUGCAGGCUUCCAGAAGACAUUUGAUUUUUUUUUGUUUAUAGGGUGAGAAACACAGAUUCUAAAGCCUGUUGGAAACUAUUUGAAUGCUACUCAUACUUUCUCUGUAUUCUGAGGCAUGGUCUAUAUUUCAGGGCAGUGUCUGAGUGCUCAACCUUCCCUCCUCACACUUCAUGUCCAUCUUACCCCUACUGCUUCGUAUCCUACAGUACAUUUGAACUUUGAAUUUUCUCAGGUUAUUCCUCCAUCUUCUCUCUGCCCAUGCCAAGUGGCAAAUCAGUCUUCAGGUCAAGAAUUGUCAGCGAGUAAUGGGUGAUAUGUUUGUUAAGGCCUGAUAUUCAAAGAUACGACAUCCAGAAUCCUGCUGGGGGAGAGUGUAAACUCAAUCUUCAGACCCUGACUAGGCCCAGUUAAAUCCAAGCACUCCACUGAGAACUACAUCUACUAUCUAAGGAAAAUAGGUAUAGCUGAAUACAUUUGCUUAUUUAGUUUCCCCAAAGACCCCCUGUUAAUUAUAUGAUGUAUUGCAGAGCAAUGACAUGAGGGCAGGGCUGCUGUUCUCAGUGGCUGACCAUAAGUAUAGCGCUCCCUCUUGGUGGGGACUCUCCAAAACCCAAGCCAGAGCAUGUUUGGAAGUGUUCUAUCAGUCCAUGAAGGCCUUUGGAGCUGUAGUUUAAGUUGAGAAAGGUGUGUGAAGGUGGGUCAUCUAAUUGGAGAGGAUUUUAUUUUAUUUUGUGGAAUGGGUUUUGUAGCCUGUUCCUAGCCCUUCAGGAGGGGGCAGACCUAUGUAUCUAAAUAAAUAGUUUUGUUGUGUUA
Messenger RNA from Eublepharis macularius, 4994 nucleotides. Its product is annotated as zinc finger protein OZF-like. The transcript has 7 exons. Gene Ontology annotation, molecular function: RNA polymerase II cis-regulatory region sequence-specific DNA binding; DNA-binding transcription factor activity. The coding region runs from base 690 to 2378 and encodes 562 amino acids. Gene Ontology annotation, biological process: regulation of transcription by RNA polymerase II. NCBI's taxonomy places the organism in Eukaryota, Metazoa, Chordata, Lepidosauria, Squamata, Eublepharidae. The record is from RefSeq and is a predicted model, not a curated record.